Molecule: messenger RNA, 2119 nt
Organism: Xylaria bambusicola
Lineage: Eukaryota; Fungi; Ascomycota; Sordariomycetes; Xylariales; Xylariaceae
Product: microsomal epoxide hydrolase
Exons: 2
Coding region: 516-1742 (408 amino acids)
Biological process (GO): epoxide metabolic process
Molecular function (GO): epoxide hydrolase activity
Source: RefSeq, a predicted model, not a curated record
GUUAUGCAAGGGCUUACUGAUGCCUGGCUUGGUUGGGAGCUGUUGAUAGAUAUAGUAGGUAGGUGUAUUACGGUAUAUAUACCUAUGACGGGCGAUUAUGCGAUUCUGUAAUUAGUAAUCGCCCGUCAAUUCUUCUUGGUCUCAUUGACGAUUUCUUUUGCUUCAACUAUAGUCUAUAGUAGAUAGGCGGGAUCGAAUACGAAGGGGCAAGCUAUAGGCUCGGCACGCAUCCGAACAGGAUGGAGCACGAUCCCGGCCGCCCAGAAGAACUACUAGCUACCUAAAUGGCACAAACGCUGGGAUUGUGGAACAUCCCGGGUGUUACCUAGCCCCAGAAUGACAGGCCCGUUCGGACAUAUAAGAAGCCCGCUCGCCGGCAGUCCAACGACAUCUCAUAACUGUCGUUGUUACACGUUCCCAGCCGGCUGCAAAUCAUCAGUCGCAAAACUGUACCAACGCAAGAGAAGUCCAAUUGAUUUCAGAGUCGAAAUAGUGGGAUAGAUCAAUCAGGACCAAUGGCCGACGCAAUCAAGCCCUUCAAAAUCGCCGUCCCGGACGCCGAUCUAGAGGACCUACGCGAGCGUCUCCGACGCACGCGCUUCCCGGGCGAGCUGGAGGGCGUCGGCAACGAGAUGGGCGCGCCCCUGAAAGACGUGAAACGGCUCGCGACGCACUGGGCCGAGAAAUACGACUGGCGCGCCGCCGAGGCCAAACUCAACGCAUGGCCGCAUUUCACGACGUCGUUGCAAGCAGAUGGAUUCGAGCCGCUAGAUGUGCACUUCAUCCACGUGCGGAGCGCCCGGGAGGACGCCAUCCCGCUGCUCUUCGUGCACGGCUGGCCGGGCUCGUUCCUCGAAGCCACCAAGAUCCUGGGUCCGCUCUCCUCGCCGCCGGACGCAUCGCAGCCCGCGUUCCACGUCGUCGCCCCCUCGCUGCUAGGGUACGGCUUCUCGCAGGCCUCGAAGAAGCCCGGGUUCGGCGCGGACCAGCACGGCGAGGUAUUCCACAAGCUGAUGCUGCGGCUGGGGUACGAGGAGUACGCGACGCAGGGGGGCGAUUGGGGGUGCAUGAUCACGAGGGCGAUGGGACGCCGGUACGCGCCCACGUAUAUCAAGGCGCAGCACUUGAAUCUCGAUCAUUACCCGCAGCCGAGCCUGAUGCGGAACCCGCUUACGUUCUUGCGGACGAUGGUCUCGGCGUUCGUCACGGGGUUCUCGGAGAGGGAUAAGAAGGGCUUCGAGAGAUCGAAGUGGUUUAGGGAUGAGGGCUCGGGAUACCAUCAGGUCCAGGGUACAAGGCCUCAGACCCUCGGGUACGCCCUCACGGACUCACCAGUGGCACUACUCGGCUGGAUCUACGAGAAGCUCGUGGACUGGACCGACUCGUACCCCUGGACCGAAGACGAGGUGUGCACGUGGAUCAGCAUCUACUGGUUUUCCAAAGCCGGACCGCGCGCCGCUCACCAGCUCUACUACGAGGUCAAGCACGCCAAGGCCACCGAUACGACUACGACAUUGGAGCAGUUGGGAGAGUGGCAGGACCUCAAGAUCGGGCUGUCGCACUUCCCCAAGGAUGUCAUCAUCCUGCCGGGCUGGUGGGCGCAUGUCAUGGGCAAUGUCGUUUUCGACAAGAAUCAUGAGAAGGGCGGUCAUUUCGCGGCGUGGGAAUGCCCCGAUGAGCUUGUGGGUGAUCUGCGAGAGAUGUUUACCGGCGGUGCGAAAGGCGCGGUGAAGAUUCCUUGAGCGAAGUAUGGCGUUGCGGUAGGAUGUGAGAAGGCAAACACAUGCCUUUGGAGCACGGGGACUAACGAUUAGCAUUCAGAGAAUGAAUAAUUAUCCGUAAUUUGGCUGAUUCUGGGGGUGUCGGUCAACAUCAUAGUGCCGAGUCACUAGAUAUUGAGAUCAGGGAGGGGAGCGUUCAAUAUGUGUACAAAAUCAGCAAUGCCAAACCUCUAAACAUCAAAAUAUAUACAUGCCCUAGAAGCAAACACAGUGCGUGAGGACACGUCCGCGAUGCCAUGCAUACAGGUUGAAUCAACGCUACAUAGGUACACUGUCGUACCUGAUAGCAACCAAGAGGCUCUAAGUAUAACCACCUUGAAUUCUCAGGUAAAUAUGGG